Messenger RNA from Cokeromyces recurvatus, 1329 nucleotides. RefSeq names its product cyclic nucleotide-binding-like protein. Gene Ontology annotation, molecular function: cAMP-dependent protein kinase regulator activity. Gene Ontology annotation, cellular component: nucleus; cAMP-dependent protein kinase complex. The coding region runs from base 128 to 1297 and encodes 389 amino acids. Lineage: Eukaryota; Fungi; Mucoromycota; Mucoromycetes; Mucorales; Mucoraceae. Gene Ontology annotation, biological process: regulation of protein phosphorylation. The transcript has 3 exons. The record is from RefSeq and is a predicted model, not a curated record.
UUUUUUUUCCUCUUCUUUUGUAUAUUUAUUUUAUUUUACUUUAUUUCUUUUUUUUUAUACAUCACAAUAAUUUCAUAUAUAAUCAAACAUCAUAAUAUAGAUCUUUUUUAAAUAAAUAAUAAAAAAAAUGUCACAACAAGAUAUUCACCCUUUUCAAAAAGUGGAAAAUGAAGAAUACAACAAGUUAAUAAGAGAACUCAACAAACAAGUCAUGGAACAUCAACCAGAAGACCUUUUGCAGUUCUGUACCACCUUUUUCUUGAAAAAGCUAGAAGAAGAACGCGCUGAAUCACGUCAAUAUGAACAACAUCCACUUGCUCUCAAUAAUCAACCACAAAGCCUAGGACCAGAUUUUAAUCCUAGUUCACAUGUAGAUGAGGAUAUGCAUGAUGAAGAAAGAGACACAAUAUCAGAUGAAAUGCCUUCCUUAGCUAUUCCUCCUCCAAGUAGUAGAGGUCGUCGUACAUCUGUUAGUGCUGAAUCAAUGCAACCCUCUCACAAGCCAGAUGAUUUUAUCAAAAUUGUAAUUCCUAAAACGGAUGAACAACGUGCCCGUAUUCGUACUGCUAUCGGUAAUAACUUUUUGUUCAAAAAUCUCGAUGAAGAACAAUAUUUAGACGUUGUAAAUGCAAUGGCAGAAAAGCAAUUUAAAGAAGGAGCUCAUGUGAUUGAACAAGGUGCUGUAGGUGAUUAUUUCUAUAUUGUUGAAUCCGGUAGCCUUGAUUGUUUCAUUCAUGAUAAAAAAGUGACUUCUUAUGGUCCUGGUGGAAGCUUUGGUGAAUUAGCUUUGAUGUAUAACGCGCCACGUGCUGCUUCCAUUAUUGCUGUAUCUGAUUGUGUUUUAUAUGCUCUUGAUCGUGUUACAUUUCGUUCAAUCUUAAUGGAAAAUACAGCUCGUAAGAGACGUAUGUAUGAACGUUUCUUAGAAGAAGUACCUAUCUUUAAAUCACUUGAAGUUUAUGAACGACAUAAGAUUGCUGAUGCUUUAGAAUCUGUUCAAUUUCAAGAUAAGGAAGUUGUUAUUAAAGAAGGUGAUGCAGGUGAUAACUUUUAUUUGAUUGAAUCAGGGGAAGCCAUCUUUUAUAAACUUUUACCUGAUGGUACUCAACAAGAAGUUAUGAUUGAACUUGCACUCUUAAAUGAUGAACCUCGUGCAGCUACAGUUAUUGCUAAAGGAAAAUUGAAAUGUGCUACACUUGGUAAAAAAGCAUUUACAAGACUAUUAGGUCCUGUUAUGGAUAUUUUAAAGCGUAAUUCCGAAAACUAUCAUGCUGUACUUCGACAAGUCAAUCAGUAAUAAUUUGCUUUUUUUUUUUUUUUUUUCUUUUU